This is a messenger RNA of Ilex paraguariensis (yerba mate), 405 nucleotides long. The record is from the annotation of a GenBank genome assembly. NCBI's taxonomy places the organism in Eukaryota, Viridiplantae, Streptophyta, Magnoliopsida, Aquifoliales, Aquifoliaceae.
AUGUUAAGCUUAGUACAGGCCUUAAAAACUUCAGGCAAUGGCAUUUUCCUCAACACUUGUGUUGUCAUCACCCUCACCCUCUUCUCUAUCUCAGCCACUGUGCCUAUGGCUCAAGCCCUCAUAGUCGAUAACGCGAACAUUACAACUGUGCUCAGUGAGGGCACUAUUGUUUGUGCCAACACCUCUUUAUCUACGCCUGGAACUUUUAAUGUGAUUCCCCAAGCACCAGUUGAUCUGGUGUGUGGAAAUGCCACGCUCCAAUCAACUCAAACCAGUCUUACAGGUGUUUAUGUGUUUGCCUUCAACAUACCUAAUACUUUGAUCUUUGACCCAAACACAUGUGAGCUCCACGUCACAAUACUAGCUAACACUUGCACCUUCCCCAGUCCUGAGGAUUCCUCUUAG